CGGGCGACAGCCUGCGGCGCGGCUCGGCGCGGCGCUGCGCUCCGGCCGGGCUGGCGCUGCAUUCUCCGAGUCUCCACCAGAGGCUGCGGGAGCUGGGAAGGGAUCCGUCCCUUGCACACUUCCCCCCCUAGUCAGACACGCACGCUCCCUCGCUCCCGCUCGCUCACUCCCUCGCUCUCCCUCGCUCCCUCGCUCACACACACGCGCGCACACGCCGCCGCGGCUCCCUCUCUCGCGCCCGCUCUCCCUCCGGCUCCUCCGGGCGGCCGCCGGGCUCCAGACUCGCCCGUCAGCGCCGGGGCUCCCGCCCCACGCAGCGUCCCGAGGCUGCAGGACUGGGAGAGCCCCGGGCCGCUCCCCGAGGCUCCUGGCCCGGACAGCCUCUCGUCCCCGAAGGACCCCUGUGCUCAGGGACCAUGGCGCACCCCAGACUCCGGAGCUGCCAAGGCGCUGCCUGGUGAUCCGGCCGCGGCGACGCCAAGGGGGCGCGGGCGGGGACCCCGGGGGGCCGUCCAUGCCCCGGGUGCGGCCGCGCCCCCUCCCCCUCCAGCCGGGCGCCUCCACGGCUGGGCGGCGUUCAGGGCCGCGGGCCUGUCCGGGUGCCCGUCGGGGGCGGCGCCCCGGCGGCCGCGCUAAGGCCACCAUGUGACGCGGCGCCGCUCCGUCCUGCCACCAAGCGGCGACGCCCUGGUACCUCCCGUCCAUGCUCCUGGGCCCGGGCCCCUCGCAGGCCAAGCAUGAGGCCGCGGCCCGACGGUCGGGGGCUCCGGGUAGGAGCGGCGCUGUCGCCCGCGAUGCUGCUGCUGCUGCUGCUGAUGCCGCCGCCGCCGCCGGGACCCCUGUGGGCAGCGGGCACGCCUGCGCCCUCGGCGUACGGGGCUGCGCAGAACGGCGCGCCGGGCGCGGGCCGCGUGAAGCGCGGCUGGGUGUGGAACCAGUUCUUCGUGGUGGAGGAGUACACGGGCACCGAGCCCCUGUACGUGGGCAAGAUCCACUCGGACUCAGACGAGGGUGACGGGGCCAUCAAGUACACCAUCUCAGGCGAGGGCGCUGGUACCAUCUUCCUGAUCGAUGAGCUGACGGGCGACAUCCACGCCAUGGAGCGCCUGGACCGGGAACAGAAAACCUUCUACACGCUGCGGGCUCAAGCUCGGGACCGCGCCACCAACCGCCUGCUGGAGCCUGAGUCGGAGUUCAUCAUCAAGGUGCAGGACAUCAACGACAGCGAGCCCCGCUUCCUGCACGGCCCCUACAUCGGCAGCGUGGCCGAGCUCUCACCCACAGGCACGUCGGUGAUGCAGGUGAUGGCCUCGGAUGCGGAUGACCCCACGUACGGCAGCAGCGCUCGACUGGUGUACAGCGUGCUGGAUGGCGAGCGCCACUUCACCGUGGACCCCAAGACCGGCGUGAUCCGGACGGCCGUGCCUGACCUUGACCGCGAGAGCCAGGAGCGCUACGAGGUGGUGAUCCAGGCCACAGACAUGGCGGGCCAGCUGGGCGGCCUCUCCGGCUCCACAACUGUCACCAUCGUGGUCACCGACGUCAACGACAACCCUCCCCGGUUCCCGCAGAAGAUGUACCAGUUCAGCAUUCAGGAGUCGGCCCCCAUCGGCACAGCUGUGGGACGCGUGAAGGCCGAGGACUCAGACGUGGGCGAAAACACAGACAUGACUUACCACCUCAGGGAGGAGAGCGGCAGCGGCGGCCAUGUGUUCAAGGUCACCACAGACAGCGACACUCAGGAGGCCAUCAUCGUAGUGCAGAAGCGCCUGGACUUCGAGUCCCAGCCCGUGCACACCGUGGUCCUGGAGGCGCUCAACAAGUUCGUGGAUCCCCGCUUCGCUGACCUGGGCACGUUCCGCGACCAGGCGAUCGUGCGUGUGGCCGUGACCGACGUGGACGAGCCCCCCGAGUUCCAGCAGCCCUCCGGCCUCCUGGAGGUACAGGAGGACGCGCAGGUGGGCUCCCUGGUCGUCGUGGUGACGGCGCGGGACCCCGACGCCGCCAACCGGCCCGUCCGGUACGCCAUUGACCGUGACUCAGAUUUGGACCAGAUUUUUGAUAUCGAUGCGGACACGGGCGCCAUCGUAACCGGCAAGGGGCUGGACCGAGAGACUGCCGGCUGGCACAACAUCACUGUGCUGGCCAUGGAGGCGGACAAUCAUGCCCAGCUAUCCCGGGCAUCCCUAAGGAUCCGAAUCCUGGAUGUGAACGACAAUCCCCCAGAGCUGGCCACACCCUACGAGGCAGACGUGUGUGAGGAUGCCGAGCCAGGCCAGCUCAUCCAGACCAUCAGUGUGGUAGACAGAGACGAGCCCCAGGGCGGGCACCGCUUCUACUUCCGCCUGGUGCCCGAAGCUCCCAGCAGCCCUCAUUUCUCUCUGCUCAACAUCCAAGCAGACAAUACAGCCGCGGUGCACACGCAGCACAUGGGCUUCAACCGGCAGGAGCAGGACGUGUUCUUCCUGCCCAUCCUGGUGGUGGACAGUGGGCCGCCCACGCUGAGCAGCACGGGGACGCUCACCAUCCGCAUCUGUGGCUGCGACAGCUCCGGCGCCAUCCAGUCCUGCAACACCACGGCCUUUGUCGUGGCCACCUCCCUCAGCCCUGGAGCCCUCAUCGCCCUCUUGGUCUGUGUCCUCAUCCUGGUCGUGCUGGUGCUGCUGAUACUCACCCUCAGGCGCCACCACAAGAGCCACCUGAGCUCGGACGAGGACGAGGACAUGCGGGACAACGUCAUCAAAUACAACGACGAGGGGGGCGGCGAGCAGGACACCGAAGCCUACGACAUGUCGGCACUGCGAAGCCUCUACGACUUCGGCGAGCUCAAGGGCGGCGGCGACGGCGGCGGCGGCGGCGGCGGCGGCGGCGGUGGCGGCGGCGUGGGCCCGGGCGGGGGCCCGGGGAGCCCCCCGCAGGCCCGUCUGCCUUCGGAGCACCACUCGCUGCCGCAGGGGCCGCCGAGCCCCGAGCCGGACUUCUCGGUGUUCAGGGACUUCAUCAGCCGCAAGGUGGCGCUGGCGGACGGGGACCUGUCGGUGCCGCCCUACGACGCCUUCCAGACCUACGCCUUCGAGGGCGCGGACUCGCCAGCCGCCUCGCUCAGCUCGCUGCACAGCGGCUCGUCGGGCUCCGAGCAGGACUUUGCCUAUCUCAGCAGCUGGGGUCCCCGCUUCCGGCCCCUGGCCGCCCUCUACGCCGGCCACCGCCCAGAAGGCGAGGCCCCGGCCUCCUAGCCCGCCCUCCCUGCAGCCCAGGACCCAACUGGACCCCAGGACAAAGCACGUCCCCUGCUCACCCCCUUCCCCCAACCCUCCCAGGGCGGCGGGACAGGAGGGGGACCUUGUUCGGGCAGCGGACUCCCCGACGGCAUCCCUCCCCUGGGGGGGCGGGGGGGCGGGGGGGGUUGGGCAGCUUUUGCCCAGAAGUGCGGGAAUUAUGACCAACAUCAUUAAAACUGCAGCGAGAACGGGCACUGCGUGGCUCUGGGGUUAGACAGGGAGAGAGGGUGGUGUGGAGCCCUCCUGGCUUAGGGGAGAAGCUGGGGGGAGGAUGCUGCAGAAGUGCCAGCCCAGGAAUGCCCCAUCAGAGUUAAGAGGAAAGAAGGGCUGUUCGUUUACUAAGCGCCUACUGUGUGCUGGGCCUGUACAAAGACCAUCUUAGUCAUCACACAAACCUUGAGGUGGGGCCCUGCAGGUAACAGUUGGAGAAAGCCACCCAGAGAAGUGGCUGGGACCUGUCCAAGGACACCUUGCCUGUGUACUGUGGAGCCACAGCACUUACCGGCUACCUGGCCUUGGGCAAGUUACCUCUCUUCUCUGGGCCUCAGUUUCCUCCUGUGUCAAACGAGGCAAAUAGCAGAACCUACCUCGAAGAGUCUUGAGGAUAAAAAGGCUUCGUAUGUGUCAAGUGGUUAGGACAGUGCCUGGCACAUAGUAGGUGCUCAAUAAAUGUUAGCCUUUGAUACUGUUAUUAUCUUUGUUGUUAUUAGAAGCCCAGCAUGUCUGCCUCCCGGAUCUGAGCUCUCUCCCCCUUUUCCCAACAUCUCCAAGGAUAUAGAAAACCUGACUAUUGGUGUUGCUUCUGCUCUGAGUCGGGGAUAGGGACGUUCCCAGAAAUUGGAGAGCCUUCCGGUGUCUCAGGCGACACUGGAAUAGGACACCUGGCAGGCGUGUGAUGACAGACCAAGAGAUGACAAGGUGAGCAGCUCCAGGACUUGGAUGAAGUGGGAGGGUUGAUGGGAGAUGGAAGGGUCAGAAGCCACUGAGUGUGAUGGGGACCUUAUCUGUUUGUUCUGGGAACCCAGCAGUUUCCCCAUCCAUGGACCCAAGUUAAGAACCCCAGGGCUAAGUCACCACUAAGAGCCUCCAGCUCUGAAACCAUUGGAUUAUAAGAUACAGGUUAUUUGUCCUCCUGCCCCACACCCAAGUGAUUAAUUCAUUCUACAUUGAUUGGCUGUGAAUUCCAGCUCCUGCUAGGUGAGCAUCCUUCAUCAAGGUUCUCAACUGCUGAAGCCUCAGUUUCCUCAUCUGUAAAAUGGGGCUAAUGAUAGCCCCUACCUUAAAGGAUGUUAAGAGGCUUAAAGGAGAUAAAGAAUGUUAAGCUCCGAUCCCAGUGCCUUCCUGCCACAUUGAAAGUGCUCAAUAAAUAAAUGCUCAUUUGCCUUAUUCUCUUACCCUCCCAGGGAGCAUUCAUUCAUUCCCUCCACAUUUGCCAAGGUCCAGUGUGACAGAUCCGGAGAUAGUCAUUAUGUCCUGAGUGCCUUGCCUGUAUUAUCUCACCUAAGAUACUGUCAGCCCCAGUUCACAGGUGAGGAAACUGAGGUUCAGAGAGUAGUAACCCGUGCAAGGUUACACAGAGCGUGAGUAGUUCCUGCCUUCCAGUAACUUCCAACCUGGGUUGGGGCAGGAGGCAGGGGGCCAGAAGCAGCCAAUAACAAUGCAUUGGGUAAGAGUUGUAGCAGAAUUAACAGAAAAAGAUCCUGGAAACACCGAAGAAAGAUUGAAUAAUUUCCAGAGGAGGUGACUCCAACUGCAUCUUGAAGAAUGAGUAUGAGAUGUACGAGAUGGCCAAGCAAGAAGACAUUCCAGGCAGAAAGUAGAGCAUCCUCAAAGGCUGGGGACAGGGGGGCAGCAGGAAGCAUGUGGCAGCUUCAGGAGUAGUGUGUGGUCCCCAGAGCUGGACCACUGGGAGGAGGAAUAGUGAGAUGUGAGCAGGGAAGGCUGCUUGGAGGUGGGUUGCGAAAAGACCUUUAAGGCCAGGCUAAGAAAGGAUGCUUUGUUCAACUUGACCAUGUCUCCUAAAGUCCCCUGAGGGAUAGGCAGUUAGUGUGGUUAGCCCAAGUGGGGACACAUCAGGACCCUCAUGCACAUAGGAGCCUUAACCCACGGUUCCUGUAGCUCAUGAUAUGAAUGGGUAUUGUAAUUCGGGGGCCACUGGGGUGAUGUGUGAUCCCCUCUCUCACCCAUGUGUGCCCAGCUCUCACGUACAGAAUCCCAACUAUUCUCAGGUUGGUUAUUGCCAUCUCCAUUGUAGACAGGGAAACUGAGACCCAGACCCAGAGGAGUAAAGUGACGGGCUCAAGGUCACCCAGCGGGUAGGGGACAGAGCUGGGAUAACACAGGACCUCUGAUUCCAAGUCUCUGUUCCUUCCACAUAUGCCCGUUGCCUUGACAGACUCUGACCCUGCCGAGAAGGCGAUUACAGGCAGGUUAUGUUUCCAGAGGGACGAACAAAUACAGAGUCACAAAAACCCCUGAACAUCUUGUCCAAACCCCAUACAUGGGGAAUGACUUUCUCAAGGUCACACAGGGUUAAAGAGCUUACAGAAAUAAAAAAACAUUAUUCAUCCAGAGUCACCUUCUGAGCCUCUGGCUCUUCCGUUUUCCAGCUGUGUGACUUCAGACAAGUGUUUUACCCUCUCUGUGCCUCUGUUUUCUUAUCCAAAAAGUGCACCCACUAGAACACCUACUCCACAGGGUUGCAGCGAGGAUAAAAUGCAGAAAUAACCACUGACACUUACUGAGCAUUUCCCACAUGCCAGGCACUGCUCUAAGCACUUCACGUGAAUUAACUCUUUUAAUCCCUCACCAGCCCAGUGAGGUAGCCCUCAUUUUAUAGGUCAGAAAGUGAGGCACAGAGAGGUUAAGUAACUUGCCAAGAUCAAACAGCUAAUAAGUGGAGAUGCCAAGAUUUAAUGGGAACGCUCUGGCCCCCAGAACCUACACCGUCUGCAGCACUCACAGUGCCUGGCACAAAGGAAGCAUUGGACAUGUGGCCUGGGCGUAUCUGAUGUCCCCGCCUGUGUCCUGGGAGAACUUCGCUCACCGCCACAUUCUACAGCCUGUGGGAGUCCUCAAGCCUCCCCGUGAUUUCUGCUAAUAGUGGGGUGGGGAUGGAGGGAUAGAUCACGUUCCCUUAAUCCCCUCUGCUUCCAGCUCCUGCACCUGCAUUUGCCUCCUCCACUGGGCCCUGAGCCAACCCAGGAGUGAAAUACGUGAGUCCGGCCCCUUCUCUGGGUUCCACAAGGUGUCCACUAAUGCCCCGCAUUUCGUGAGCUUUGUACACUUUUCUGAUGGUUUGGGGUCACAGACAAGGGCCUGGUUGUGGCGUACACAGACUUUAACCAUCGCCUUCAUUGGUUGCCACCACUUUCCCCCACGAGCUCCGUUUCCUCUCCCUGUGUUACGCAGAGCACAGCCACCCCAGCUCCAGGCUCUAAUUGGGCACACCCGACUCUAUCACGGAGCUCAGAAAACAAAGAGCCUUCCCUUUCCCGUGUGUGCCCCCCUUUCAAGGCAUCUGAGAAAAUGAAAAGAAAAAAAUUUCCCUUUUAUUGUCAUCAGCUCCAUCACUGUCGUCAGCACGGGAUAGAAGAGCAGUCAGGGUCAUGAGCAAGAAUCGAUAUAUAAUUGGCCAAGAGUUUUAGAAGCAGGGAUGUUAAUGACAGUGACAGUGAUGGUAAUAAGGAUGGUGACAGCGCCCAUACAUGGCGCUUGCUGCGUGCCAGGCACUGUUCUAAGCCCUAUAUGUAAUUAGUACUAAUACAGGUAAAACCCAUGCAAGGUGGACUCUUUGUUUACUGUGUUUAGCGCUUUAUUUAAGUGGCCUUGUUUAAUUUUAAACAGGUACAUCAUUAGCCCCAUUUUAUAGAUGAUUUAUAGAUGAGGAACCCAGGGCUCCUGGGUUUAUAGAUGAGGAACCCAGGGCUCACAACUGGGGAGGGACUAACUCUGGGAUACAGAGCGUAUAAGGGCUGGGACCAUUUCACACGCACCCCACCACAAUUCUGAGCGGAACCAGGGUAGCUCGGAUUCUGAGUGGAGUUUCUGGGAGAGUGUGGGGAGGGGAGAGAAGCAGGUGGUGAGAAGGGGAGGCACUUGAGACAGAUGGCAGAGCUGGGCAGCAAGGUGGAGUCCAAGCCCGGGUCUGCGUCUCUGGUAUGUCCCAACAUGUGUGUGUCUGCACGUGGAUGUGGGCACGCGCCGGAGAAGUGGGAAGGCAGCGCAGAGCACACAGGUCAAGAACUAACCUCCCACCUCCUGCUUCAGGCGGCUCAGAGAGCUGGCUGCUGUCACGGGGCGGCUAAGCGCUGCAUCUGUCAGCCAGCCGUCAUGACUGCCCACCCCCGGGUCACGAAUCAGCAGCUCCACUUACCUCCUGCCAGCCAGCGCUCUCAGGCCAGCUCUGUCACUGGCCGCUGAGCCUUUGGAAAAUGUAACCCUGUCAGCCCUCAAUCGGAGGCAAGAGGGUUCACGCUUCAGUGCGUGCACAAGGCGGUACGAGUGCACCCACGUACUCACGCCAGCACACAACACAGGCACGUGUCUGUCUACCUUCAGACGUGUUGCUAGCUGGGUGCGCGUUGCAGACACACACAUGCUUGCAGCCAUGCACGUAGAGCACACCCCUGCAGGUCUGCAGAUGUGGUCACGUGCCCGCGCUCUAUGCACGCACUAGAGGCACUCUCACGUAUGCACUGACACUUGUCCACAAAAUUUGUACACAGCCUUCCAUAGCUGUGUUCUCUUACAUGCAUGUACGUGUGUGUCCACUGUUACCCUUCCAGGAGCCAACACAUUCCCUCAUUCAGGCGUGCACAUAUACACAUUCAUGAACAUAUGUGUAUCUCCAGACACUCCCAGGCAGGUACGUGGUACACAUAUGCAUGUCCCCUCCCACGUGCCUGGUCACAUGAGCUCAUAGCUCCACGCGUGCAUUCAUAAUGCAAAUGCACAUUUGCAUGCGUGCACGGGAAAGCAUGCGUACGUAGCCUCGGGAACUGUUGGUUACAAUCUAACUGCAUAGUGCCCAGAGAUGUGUCUGCACGUGUGAGCACAUAGGUCUGUGUGUACAUAAUACACACGAUCACUCACAAGCAUCUAAGCACACAGGCGUCCUCCAGUAAGCGCUUGGAUCUGCACCAAGGACACACACACAUGCAAUGGUACGUACCCCCGCACAUCUGCCUGCCUACAUGUGUGUACCUCCACUUUCACACCACCUGUCCUCAGGUACCUAACCACCUCUGUUCACAUGCGCCUUCAGGCUGGCCCACCACGGCUCACCCACGGCCGUGCCACAUGUGUCUAACUCCACACCCAAUCAUGCACACAGACAGACACGUGCCUCCGAAGCCCGUCUCCCACACGUGUGUGGGGUCAGAGCCCUGGCACGUGGGAGCACACACACCCACUCUGGGAAGCAGCACGUCCCAGCCCCAGAUUGUCAGGUGUGCUGGGGACAGCAGGAAUGGUGCCCACUCACAGAAAUCACCACUCACGCAGAACUGCAUCUGCCGCAAACGUCUCAUCUGCUGUGCAAACGAUGAUUAAAUGUUAUUGUGCGAGAGAAAACGGCAAGGAGGGAUUCAUUAGCUUUAUUGUCAGAAAGGACUCCCUGGGCUACAGCUCCCGUCUCCAAGGCUGGCUUAACCCCCUGAAUGCUGGGGACAUUGCGCUCCGACGUGGGCUUGUGGAAAAUGAAGGCCCCGGAGACAGAGAUCCCAGCGUUGGGCCCACAUGAGCCAGCUGGGUGCAGAGAGCACUGGGAGGGAAUCAUGAGUCCAGGCAGCUGCUGCAAAUGUGCCCCUCAUUUGCUAGGUAGGCUUGGUCUUGUCGUUUCAUUUAUCAAAUAAUUUCUCCCCCCUACCAUGUCCCAGGAAUGCAGAGAUACAGAGGCCAUGGUCCCUCCUGGCUGCAUGAGGCUUCUCAGAUAGAGCAGGGCAUUCCAGGCUGAUGAAACAACUUAAGGAAAGACUUGAAGGCUGGGAGACACGGUAGUAGUGCCAGGCUUGUCCAGGAAUCACUGGGCCUGGAAAGGUCAGUUGGAGGACAGAUUGUAAAGGGCCCAGUAAACCCUUCCAAAGAGCUUGGGCCUUUUCCCAAGAACAAUGGAGAACCAUGAAAGGUGUAUGGAAAGGGUUGACAGAUAAACUACAGGGUGCCCAGAGGUAUUUGAAUUUCAGAUAAAUAACAAAUAGUUGUCCUAGUAUCAGUAUGUCCUAAAUGUUACACAGGCCAUACUUAUAAUAAAACAUGUGUCAUUGUUUAUCUGAAAUUCACAUUUAACU
This is a messenger RNA of Globicephala melas (long-finned pilot whale), 9571 nucleotides long. RefSeq names its product cadherin 22 (gene CDH22). Gene Ontology annotation, molecular function: calcium ion binding; cadherin binding. The record is from RefSeq and is a predicted model, not a curated record. Lineage: Eukaryota; Metazoa; Chordata; Mammalia; Artiodactyla; Delphinidae. Gene Ontology annotation, biological process: homophilic cell-cell adhesion; cell-cell junction assembly; cell morphogenesis. Gene Ontology annotation, cellular component: plasma membrane; adherens junction; catenin complex.